UUCUGAUCAUUUUCAUUUCCAGAGUUACAAUUCAAGUAAUUAAGCCUUUUUAUUUCUUAUUUCAGAUUCUCGAAUUUUCGAUAUAUCUGGGAUUGAUCAAAUUGAUGCAGUCACCAACAUGGGCACCAAAAACAUCCAAGCCAAGCUGGUGCUUCUCGGGGAUAUGGGAACAGGAAAAACAAGCUUAGUUUUGAGAUUUGUCAAGGGGAAGUUCUUCGAUUAUCAGGAAUCAACAAUUGGAGCAGCAUUUUUCACAGAGGUAUUGUCCUUAGAUGAAUCAAUUGUGAAGCUUGAUAUAUGGGACACUGCUGGUCAAGAACGAUACCAAAGCUUAGCUCCUAUGUAUUACCGCGGUGCAGCUGCAGCUGUCGUGGUCUAUGACAUUACUAGCAUGGAAUCAUUUGGGAAAGCAAAGAGAUGGAUUCAGGAAUUGCAGAGGCAAGCAAGCCCUCGCAUGUUCACGGCCUUGGUUGGCAACAAGGCAGACCUUGAUGAGAAGAGGGAGGUCGACAACGAGGAAGCAGAGGAAUACGCAAAGGAAAACGAAUUGAAAUUCUUUGAAACUUCAGCUAAAACUGCACAGAAUGUCAAUGAGCUCUUUUAUGAAAUAGCAAAGACAAUGGCAAGAACUUGUCCAUCGCGUUCAAGUGGAAUGCAAAUCAGACAAGAAGGUCGACCAGGAAUGUUUUGUUGCUUCAGUUGAUUGAUUUCUCUGGUGUUCACUGUUUAUUGCCAAUUUGUUGAUGAAUGACAUUGUUUCAAAAGACAGAUGCUAAAAUAUACCAAGUCAGAGGGCAGAACACUGCCUCGACAGAUACAUUGUGCAUUCUUAAGUCUUGUUCUCUUGUACUUGGCUGUAACUUUUACUAUGUUAUUGUGUGAAAAACUGAAAACCAUACACUUAAACCCCCAUACUGCCGAAAGUUUUAGAUCCUGAACAAAAUUCGCUUCUGAAUUGUUGUCACCCUACUAUUCACAAUACCAACACCCCCUAGAAGAGGGUUUCUAAACCUCAAAUGGCUUGCCUAUGGACACAAGUGAUCCAAAUACAACCAUCUUGAGUACCAACACAUAAUAUGUCAGUACCAAAAUGUAAAAUUACUUAGAAGUACCACCAAUACAAGUCAUAUCGUGUUAUUGAAUAAAAGUCAUAUCGUGUUAUUGGUAUUCACAUAAUUUGUAAUGGUACUAACAUAAAGAUUAGCAUUUGCAUUACUUGUAACAAUUACCCUACUCCAUUUUUAAAUCAAGAAGGCCGAAACCCACCUCCAGGGAUCCCACCGCUACCCUACUUGUUACUGGAUUCAUUAAUAAUUAAGUUUAUUGGUAUUGAUAAAAUUUUGUGGCUAAAACAGAAUCUGAAGCUUCUUUCUAGGGUUCAUACAAUAGAUUAAAGAGAUUUGUCCAUGUCCA
Messenger RNA from Spinacia oleracea (spinach), 1413 nucleotides. RefSeq names its product ras-related protein Rab5-like. NCBI's taxonomy places the organism in Eukaryota, Viridiplantae, Streptophyta, Magnoliopsida, Caryophyllales, Amaranthaceae. The record is from RefSeq and is a predicted model, not a curated record. Gene Ontology annotation, molecular function: GTP binding; GTPase activity. The transcript has 8 exons. Bases 119 to 703 code for a protein of 194 amino acids.